AUGCUUGAUCGUCUCCUGCGCCAGCUCGACGUCCUUCGAGACGUCUUGCUCCAGCGAUGGAACUGCCGACGUCUUCCGCACCGCGCGAUCGACAUCGUUGACGUGAGCGUGCGAGGCAAAACGUUCGUGGUCACCGGACCGACGAGCGGGAUCGGCGUCACCACGGCUCACGCGCUCGCGAAGCGCGGCGCUCGGGUCAUCUUGGCCUGUCGAACCGUUAAGAAGGGUGAAGACCUCCUCGCGCAGUGGAUCACGGAGUCGGAGGCGCUGCGGACGGAACGACCGAACUGUCGAGUGAUGCAGUUGGACUUGGACUCUCUGGAGAGCGUCCGAGAGUUUGCUAAGGAGUUCGUGCGGAGCGAGGGGCGAUUGGACGUGCUGAUCAAUAACGCAGGGAUCUUCGAUAUGUCGGGGUCAUACGUGAAGACGCGAGACGGGCGAGAGCAGCACUUGCAGGCGAAUUUCCUGGCGCCGGCACUGUUGACGAUGUCGCUCUUGGACGUGCUGCGUUCGACUGGGGCGAAAACGGGCGACGCAAGGGUCGUCUUUGUUAGCAGUAAGCUUCAUGAGCUCAGCACUGGCUUAGUUUUGGACGACAUGGACUUCAAUAAGCGCCCGUACGCGGCGGCUGCGGCAUACGGAUCGAGCAAGCUCGCAGAAGUGAUGUUCGUGCGAGCGCUCGACAAGCGUCUACGGGUGCACGCGCCGGGGACGCGGGCGCUGGUGCUUCAUCCAGGUAACAUCGUCACCGGUGUCGUUCGCACUCUGCCUUGGAUCAUUCAGUUUCUGUACCGGAUCAUCAUGAGCCAUAUCCUUCUGACUCCGGAUCAGGGUGCACGCGCAUCGUUGUAUUGUGCAACUCAACAGGAGGCAGUAUCCAGCGACACAAACGGACCCUAUUUAACAUCUGAGUGCGUCGAAAACCCGCCUAGCAAGUAUGCGCUCGAUGAGGAAGCAACGGAGAGACUGUGGAAGUACACACUGCAAGAGUUAGAUCUAGAUGAUAGCUUUGAUUAA
This is a messenger RNA of Ostreococcus tauri, 1017 nucleotides long. RefSeq names its product Short-chain dehydrogenase/reductase SDR. The record is from RefSeq and is a predicted model, not a curated record. The transcript has a single exon. Lineage: Eukaryota; Viridiplantae; Chlorophyta; Mamiellophyceae; Mamiellales; Bathycoccaceae. The coding region runs from base 1 to 1017 and encodes 338 amino acids.